UGGACUGUCGUUCCCAGUUUUAAGUACAAGUUACGUCGGAAUGCCUAAAGUGCGGAGGAGCAAGAAAGCCCCCCCUGAAGGAUGGGAAUUGAUAGAGCCCACUUUGGAAGAACUAGAGCAGAAGAUGAGAGAAGCUGAAACGGAACCUCAUGAAGGAAAGCGAAAAGUGGAAGCUCUGUGGCCCAUAUUUAAAAUUCAUCAUCAGAAAUCGAGAUAUAUAUAUGACCUGUUUUAUCGCAGGAAAGCUAUCAGCAGAGAGCUGUAUGAGUACUGCCUCAAUGAAAACAUUGCAGAUAAAAAUCUGAUAGCAAAAUGGAAGAAACAAGGAUAUGAAAAUCUGUGCUGCUUGCGGUGUAUACAGACAAGAGAUACUAACUUUGCAACAAACUGUAUAUGCAGGGUACCAAAGGGCAAACUUGAAGAGGGUCGCAUUGUGGAAUGUAUUCACUGUGGCUGCAGAGGGUGUUCGGGAUAAAUUCACACUUCGAUGAACUGGAGUGUAUGAAGUCAGUGACAGUACUCGGCAGACUGAUUGCCAGCAAUAGAACGAAUUUUCACAGACUUGAUUUUUAUUGCAAUUUUUUCAUGUACAUUAUUACCAUUUCUUAAUAAAGUUAUCUGUUUAAAUAGAA
Schistocerca americana (American grasshopper) is the source of this 632-nucleotide messenger RNA. It is a transcript of the gene l(1)10Bb, whose product is annotated as protein BUD31 homolog. Gene Ontology annotation, cellular component: spliceosomal complex; nucleus. The transcript has 5 exons. The coding region runs from base 41 to 475 and encodes 144 amino acids. The record is from RefSeq and is a predicted model, not a curated record. Gene Ontology annotation, biological process: mRNA splicing, via spliceosome. Lineage: Eukaryota; Metazoa; Arthropoda; Insecta; Orthoptera; Acrididae.